Messenger RNA from Debaryomyces hansenii CBS767, 909 nucleotides. Its product is annotated as rRNA-processing protein. The coding region runs from base 1 to 909 and encodes 302 amino acids. The record is from RefSeq and is a predicted model, not a curated record. Gene Ontology annotation, cellular component: nucleolus; 90S preribosome. Lineage: Eukaryota; Fungi; Ascomycota; Pichiomycetes; Serinales; Debaryomycetaceae. Gene Ontology annotation, biological process: maturation of SSU-rRNA from tricistronic rRNA transcript (SSU-rRNA, 5.8S rRNA, LSU-rRNA). The transcript has a single exon.
AUGGCUAAAGGUACCAGGGGCAAACCUUCAGUUAUCAGGCCAUCGUACGACGAUGAUUCAGGAUCGGAUGGAGAGCUUGCCAAUGUGUUACAGGCGCGAGAUGAGCCAUCCGAUGGCGAUGACGAUGACAUGGACAGCAUUUCAUUUGGGGCAUUAAACGCAGCACAACGGAAAUUGGAUCAAAAAGCGAGCAAAAAGAAGGGAGGAAAGGCCCAGAGGAGGAGGAGUGAUGGAGAUCGCGACAACAGCGAUGACAGUGAUGGUGAUUCUGAUGGCUCGGAGGAAGAAGGAGACUUUUUUGAGACGAGCGAUGACAAUGAUCAAGGAUAUAAUAAGGGCAAAUCAAGUGGUAGGAACCCACGGAAACAGGUACAGAAGAAGAAGAGCAAGCAUGCACCCUCGGAGUCCUCGUCUAAGAGGCCAGUGUCGAAAGUCCGUGAUAUCGGGGGUUUGGAAAGCAAAAGUAUGUACAGAGACAUAAGAUUUGACCCUGCGUACGGUAAGGCCAACUUGGACGAGGUUCGUAAGAACUACUCGUUUUUGGACGACUAUAGACAGCAAGAGGUUCAGGAAAUGGAGCAGGUUCUCAAGAAAGACAGGAACUUAUCGCACUUCAACAAGCAGAAGCUUGAAUUUAAAGUCCAGUCGUUGAAAUCGAGAUUAGAUACGUUGAAUAACAGAGAUUUGGAAAAUAAGAUCCUCUCGGAGCACAAGAAGGAACAACUAGCCAAAUUCAAGAGCGGCAGCCAAGCCAAUCCAUACUUCUUGAAGAAGUCCGAUAAAAGGAAAUUAAUCCAAAAGGCUAAGUUCGACAACAUGAAGACGUCUCAAAGAGAAAAGGUCAUGGAGCGUAAGAGAAAGAGAAGAUUAGGAAAGGAAUUUAAGGAAUUAGAAUUCAAUCGUCAUUAG